This is a messenger RNA of Drosophila eugracilis, 1186 nucleotides long. Its product is annotated as 2-acylglycerol O-acyltransferase 2-A. NCBI's taxonomy places the organism in Eukaryota, Metazoa, Arthropoda, Insecta, Diptera, Drosophilidae. The transcript is spliced from 6 exons. Gene Ontology annotation, cellular component: endoplasmic reticulum membrane. Gene Ontology annotation, molecular function: diacylglycerol O-acyltransferase activity. Bases 43 to 1092 code for a protein of 349 amino acids. Gene Ontology annotation, biological process: triglyceride biosynthetic process. The record is from RefSeq and is a predicted model, not a curated record.
GAAAGAGUCGCUUCUUUGUUUGGAAGAUCGGUAGAUUUCAAUAUGAAAAUCGAAUGGGUUCCUUUAGAAAUUCCACUUGAACGGCGGCUCCAGACCCUGGUCACCGCUUUCUUUACUUAUACCCUCUUUACGCUUCCCAUUUCAUCCUGGCUCACAGCGGCCAUCCUGCUGUAUAAUGGCGGAUUUCUUCUGCGCAGUCUGCUUGUUAUCUAUUUUGUAAAAGUCUUUUUGGAUUACAAGCUAAAUUACGGCCUUAUGGAGGGAAAUGGUUGGUUAUUCUAUCGCAGCAAUCGAAGAUAUCGAGACUAUUUCCCCGUUGAACUCGUAAAAACAGCUGAAUUACCGGCUAACAAAAAUUAUAUUGUGGCUAGCUUUCCACACGGAAUUCUUGGCACUGGAACUUGUAUUAACAUGAGCUUGGACAUUAGGAAUUGGCUGGAACUCUUUCCCCAAAUUAGGCCUAAGAUUGCCACCUUGGAUCAACAUUUCAGGACACCUUUCUUACAGGACUUGUUACGUUGGUGGGGAAUGGUGUCGGUUUCUAAGGAAUCUCUGACUCAUUUACUGACUAAAUCCAAUGAUCCCGAGCACAAGGAUAAUCAAGACGGUUUUACAUCCAAUGCGGUGGCUGUGCUGGUGGGUGGAGCUCGGGAGGCCAUGGAUUCCCAUCCUGGGCAGUACAUUUUGACUCUAAGGAACCGAAAGGGUUUUGUCAAAAUGGCCAUUCGAACGGGUUCAUCGAUUGUGCCUUCGUUUUCGUUUGGAGAGGUGGAUAUCUUUGAUCAGGUGGCCAACCCUCCAGAGUCCAAGCUUCGUCGAUUCCAAGAUUUUGUUAAGAAGUUCACAGGCAUUUCGCCGCUCCUUCCCAAGGGUCGAGGCAUCUUCAACUACAACUAUGGGAUAGUUCCCUAUCGUCGACGAAUUGUGCAAGUUGUUGGUUCCCCCAUCGAUGUUGUGAAGAGCGAUAAUCCCGAUGCCGACUAUGUGGACAAGAUACAUGGUCAGGUGAUGGAGGCCCUGGAGAAGAUGUUCGAACAGUACAAAGAGGAGUACAUUCCCGACUCCAAGCAGGAGAAGCUGAUUAUACAGUAACUGAGGAAGAUGAACCUCAAGACCAUGUGAUUUUAAAUAGAAUUUAAGAAUCUUUUCUAAAAGCAAAGCAGUCAAUAGAUAACCUUUAAAACCA